ACAAAUCAUGCUUAUAACCAUAAUUAUAAUUUUAAAUUUAUUCAGGGGUAUGAACAAAAGAGUGCAAUACUUGGAAAAAAUGUUGUAAAUGGGAAAUAUAAUUGCUGCUUCCUACGUCUGGAACAUUUUAAUAAAUGUCAUAGCUGCCUAAAAAUUUCCCAUUCUGGAGGGGAAAAACGCAUUGUAAGAACUUUACUCUUUAUAUAGUUGAGAAAAAGCAAUCUCAUUAUUGCAUGAACGUAACUUAGUAUCAAGAUUUCUGGACACUCAAAGCAAGAUGUGCCAUUUUAUCAAGAAUACAAUGUUGGCUGCUGUAAUCCUCUUCAUCAUAGUUAACAUGCUGUGCAGAGUGCCUGUAGUAUCUGCGGCUGAUCUGGACUGCUGUAUUUCAUACUCAAACAGACCACUGCCCAUGAAAUACAUACGAGGUUUCACUGAGCAGAAGGCAAAUGAAGUCUGUGAUAUUGAUGCAGUUAUAUUUCAUACUAUUAGAGGCAUCCGUGUCUGCUCAAACCCCAAAGACAACUGGGUAAGAAGGAAUCUUCACUAUCUGAGCAAACAACUUCAGAAGAUCUCUGAGAUGACAGAAGGAACAUCACCAGCUCCAAAAUAAAUAUCGAUGGACUGAUACUUAUUUAUUAAAGUUAAUUUGUGGUCUAAAUUACUAUUUUCCAAGAAAAUUCACAACUGACUCUGCAUUAUUGAUGGGGAUGCAAAGUUACAUUUAUGACCUGUUUUAUGUCAAGUUCUAUUUUAGUAAGCUAUUGAGUCUUUUGUUUACCAAAUAUGCUGCAUAAUAAGUGCUAUAUGUGGCACUUUUUUACCAAAUAUGCUGCAUAAUAAGUGCUAUAUGUGGCAGUUCUCAUACUUUGUUUUCUGACUACAUUUUAUAAUGUGCAUUGUAAGCAAACAGCAUUACUUAGGGAGUGAUUUUCACAUCAGAUUAAAAGCAUUUUGAGGUAAAAUAUGAAUUCUCUUCAGCUCAAAAUCUGUUGCAGACAACAUAUUAAACAGAACUGUUAAAAAAGAAUAAACACUGAUUUCAAAUAAUGUAAAAAAUACUUUUAGUACAUACUUGUGCAA
Molecule: messenger RNA, 1083 nt
Organism: Protopterus annectens (West African lungfish)
Lineage: Eukaryota; Metazoa; Chordata; Ceratodontiformes; Protopteridae
Product: C-C motif chemokine 20-like
Exons: 4
Coding region: 278-613 (111 amino acids)
Biological process (GO): cellular response to type II interferon; positive regulation of ERK1 and ERK2 cascade; immune response
Cellular component (GO): extracellular region
Molecular function (GO): chemokine activity; CCR chemokine receptor binding
Source: RefSeq, a predicted model, not a curated record